AUGCUUUCUACAUAAUUUUCUCUUUUUGAUUAAGUUGAUGAAGUUUGUACAAAUAUAUUAGAGAAUAAUAGUCUAGUAACUUUGAAAAAAAAACAAGAGAUUAAUAGGUACUUAUUGUAUAAUGAUAUAUAGCAAAAUUGAUGUUUAUAUUUAAAAUCACUCUAAUGAUUAGUAAUAGAACGAAGCUAAAAAGUUUAUAAAAGUAGCAAUAAAAUGCAUAAAAAAUCAUAUAGCGAAAAAUGUAAACAAAAAUAAAUAAAUUGAAGAUUCUUCCAAAAUUCAAAGAUUAAUAUAAGGAUCCAAUAUUAAAUAUUGAAACAUUUCUUAGUAUACAUCAUACAUUUGUUAAGUCGAUGAAAUCAUACAAAACUAUUUUAUAUUAAGCGGUAAUUAAAAUGGCAAAUAUUUUAUAGGCGCAAACAUUUUAAUAAGAAAGUAUUCCAGAUUUUUAUACAAGUUUAUUUGAUAACAUAUUUGUUGAAGAAUUAUAAAGUGUGUUUAAAAAUGUUUUAUUUAAAAGUGUGGUUGAUAUUAUCAAAACUGUAAUUUUAAGUUAAAUAUAAUUUUAGGCUUGUGAAGAUGAAUAGAAAUAAUAAAAAAUUAGUGAAUUAUUAUAUUAAUUUGGAAAUGUAAUGACUUAAUUAUAAAAAUCUACUGAAGAAGCUAUAGAAUUUAAAAUAGAGAAAGAAUUUAAAUAAAAAAUUUUUGAUUAUUUUGAAGAGAAAUAUCAAUAAAAUUAUAAUUCUUGGCAUCUAAGUUUAAAAACGUAAGUAUAUUUGAGAAAAGUUUAUUAAUAAAAAGAAAUAAAUGAUAGGGUUUUAAAGUUUGGUGAUAAAACAAUUUUAGAAUAAGUAAAUAGAAUUUUAAAUUCUCAUCUUUUAACAUAUUAUAAAUCAUAUUUAUUAUCAGAGAGUAAUGCUGAUAAUUUUGAACAUCUAUUGAAAGAAUUUCAUUAAGAACCUAACAGUUACUAAUAAAAUUUAAAAUUGAUUGGAGAUUUAUAUGGAAGUUUAGAUGAUCAUUAUGAUUAAAUUGCUGCAAAUUUUAAAAAUAUUAUAACAUUAGAAGGAUAAACAAUAAUGUAAAAAAAGAAUCAUUAAAUAGUGGAAACUAAUUCAGAUUAAAAUUUUUCUGAUCCAAAUUUUAUUGGAUAAUUUUAUAGUCUUUAUUAGAAAUAUUUUCUAUUGAUAGAAAGUUGUUUCGCAUAAAAAUCUGAUUUUAUAAUGGCUUUGAAUAAUUCAUUUGAAACAUUUAUCAAUUUACCUAUUGGAGUAUUUAUAUAUAAAUAUAUUUUUAAAAGAAUCAUGAAUUUGCUGAUUAUCUUGUGACUUAUAUAGGAGAAUAGAUAGAGUUAUUAAGAAAUUAACCAAAGAAUUUUUCUAUAAAAUCACCAGAAUAGAUAGUAAAACUAUUUGUAUUUAUAAAUUAAAAAGGGAGAUUCUUAAAAGUAUUAAAAAUAGUUAAACAUAAAUAUAGUUAUAUAAAAUAUCUUUAGCAUAAAGAUUAAUAAAAUAUUAGAGAUAAGUAGAAACUAAGAAAAAUAAAUUAGCUUGUUAAAUUGAAAUGAGUAUAGUAGAAGAGAUGGAAAAGAAAUGUGGAGCAUAAGAUUUGGAAUCACUCAAAAUUAUGAUUAGAGACUUUUAAAAGACAGAAAAUGAAGUAACAAAAAUAUAAGAAGAAAAAGGAUUAUGUAAAUUAUAAAUUUAGCCACCAAUUAUAAUUAACAAGUAACAUUGGCCAGAAAUAGAUGAAUUAUAACUAAAUCUUCAAUCUGAUUUAAUAACUUAACAAAAAGAAAUUAUAGCAAAAAGAUAAUAAUAAAAAACAUUGAUAUGGUUAGAUCUAAUUUCUUAUGUUGAAAUAUAAUGCACAGAAAAAGCAUUGACAUUCAACUUAAGUGUCCCAUAAGCAGUUAUAUUAUUACUUUAUCAAUACAGAAAUGAUAUUUUAGAUGUUAAUAGAAUCGCUUCUUUAACUGGAUUAAAAGAAUAAUAUGUUAUAUAAAAUUGUAAAAUGAUGAAAGAUGCCAAAAUAUUAGAUGAAUAAAUUUUGAAUGAUUAAGUUUGUUAUUAAUUUAAUGAGAAUUUAACUAAAUAAAAAAAAGGAAAAUCUAAAAAAAUAGUAACUGAAACUUAUUUCCCUUAAAAUUAAGUAGAAUAAGGUAAAAUCUAAUAAUUAUAUUUAAGUUGUGUCUGUUUAUGAUAAAGAUUUAGCUAUAGAAGCAGCUAUUGUUAAAAUUAUGAAAAAACAAAAAGAAAUGUAAUUUAGUGAUUUGGUAAUUUAAGUCUAAGGACACAUGAAGAAAAAUUAAAAUGUUGAAAUACCAUUUGCAUAAAUUAAAUAAAUGAUAGAAAGAUUGCAAAGAAAUGAAUACUUAGAAAGAGAUGCCAUUAAUAUGUAAUUGAUAAAAUAUAAAUGA
This is a messenger RNA of Paramecium sonneborni, 2419 nucleotides long. NCBI's taxonomy places the organism in Eukaryota, Ciliophora, Oligohymenophorea, Peniculida, Parameciidae. The record is from the annotation of a GenBank genome assembly.